Molecule: messenger RNA, 1029 nt
Organism: Closterium sp. Naga37s-1
Lineage: Eukaryota; Viridiplantae; Streptophyta; Zygnematophyceae; Desmidiales; Closteriaceae
Source: the annotation of a GenBank genome assembly
AUGUACUCGCAGCACCACGGCGGCCCGGCCGGCGGCGGCGGCGGGAGCAGCAGCGGCAGGGGCGGAGGGGGCGGCGUGCUGGCGGGGUGGCGCAGCUGGUGGGUGACGCGGCGCUUCAAGGCGUCCGUGCUGGAUCCCACCCUCGCCAUCUUCCGCGGGGGGGUUCCGCCGAAGCAGCUGGCGUUCUCGCUUGCGGCAGGCUUCACUGCCGGCCUCUUCCCCCUCUGUGGUCUCACAGCAGUGCUGUGCACGGCAGUAGCAUUCCUACUCAAUGCGUGUGGCGUGCCCGCCCAUGCGCCAUCCAUGAUGGCUGCGACCUUCCUUGCCACACCCUUUGAACUCAGCCUCAUCAUCCCGUACAUGCGGCUGGGCGAGUUUAUAUUCCAAGCGGACCGACUCUCUGUAUCGCCAUCGGCGCUGGUCGGCGCACUCACAGGAAAAUCCUCCUCUCGCUUGCUCAUGGGGCUUGUGCAUGCGGUGGUUGCAUGGCUCAUCACAUCCCCCUUCCUCACGUGGAUACUGUACCGCGUGCUGCUCCCACUCACCACGCGCAUCAAGAGGCGAACGGGGGGUGUUGGAAUAGGGAGCUCGUGGGAAGGCAGCGAGGGAGGAUCGAUCAGUAUUGACUCGGGAAGGGGCCAGCGCGCAUCACUAGCGCUCGCCAUGUCAUGGCUGGCGCCCGGUGACAGCAGCGCACGUGACGACCUGCAGCGCCGGAUGCGCGUUUCCUGCAGCCGCGGCCAGAUCCGCGACUGCUGCUUCUGUCGCGCGGCUGCCGUGACCUCCUCGCUUGACAACCUGCGCGCUGCAGCUCCUUGCGCGCGACUGCUGUUCAUGGGGCUCGUGGCGAUCGGCAGCAGCGGCUGGCGCACGACUGCAGCAGCAUGCGCGCCGCUGCAUUACAUCGCAUGUGGCGGCUUCUGCUGGUGGCGCACGGCUGCUGCUCCUGGCGGCCCACUGCUGCUACUCCUGGCGGCCCACUGCUGCUACUCCUGGCAGCGCACGGCUUUCUCCUUCCUGCCAAGGUGA